Papaver somniferum (opium poppy) is the source of this 450-nucleotide messenger RNA. RefSeq names its product GEM-like protein 4. Lineage: Eukaryota; Viridiplantae; Streptophyta; Magnoliopsida; Ranunculales; Papaveraceae. The transcript has a single exon. The coding region runs from base 1 to 450 and encodes 149 amino acids. The record is from RefSeq and is a predicted model, not a curated record.
AUGAUGAACAAGAUUCCAGACAGUGUUAUCGAAAUUAAAUUGAGGUUAGCUGGUGGUGGAAUGCAAAAGAUCUUCAAACAAACAUUUAGAGUCGACGAGGGCGAAAAACUACUAAAGGCAUCAAGAUGUUAUUUAUCCACCACUGCUGGUCCAAUUGCUGGUCUACUCUUUGUGUCAACCCACAAAAUUGCAUUUUGCAGUGAAAAACCUUUAACCAUCUCUUCAAUGAACGGAGGAUUUAUUAGAACACCUUACAAGGUAGUGAUAUCGGUAGAGAAGAUAAAAAAAGUCGAAGAAAGUCAGAAUGUCGACAAACCGAAACAAAAGUACAUAGAAAUUGUGACAGUUGAUCAUUUUGAUUUCUGGUUUAUGGGUUUUGUUAACUACGACAAAGCUUUCAAGACUCUUCAAAAAUCCAUCAACAUAUCUCAACAACAACAGUCAAGAUGA